GACAAUAUGGAUUACUGGUGCUUCUUCUGGAAUAGGAGAAGAACUAACAAAAGCUCUAUCGUUUCUGAAUGCAAAUUUAAUAAUAACUUCAAGAAAUAAAAAUGAAGUAAAUAAAUUAUUUUUAAAUUAAAAAAAUAAAUAAAAAAGCUUGAAAGAGUAAAAAGUUAAUGUAAAAAUCCUGAAAAAGUAAUAGUUUAUCCUCUAGAUAUGAGUAAGACAACUGAAAUAUUGGAGAAAUCAUAAAGAUUUAUAGAAGACUUAGAAAAAAAGAAUUAAAAAUUAGACAUAAUAAUUGAAAAUGCAGGUCUUUCAAUGCGUUGCGCUUUCGAAGAAUAUCCGUUUGAAAAUCAUGAAUAUAUGACUAAAGUUAACUAUGAAGGGCCUGUAAUCCAUACUAAAGUUGUUUUACCUCAUUUUUUAAAAAAUAAAAGGGGAUAAAUAGUAUUAAUUAAUAGUGUUUCAGGUUUAUUAGCCCCAGGAUUGAGAUCUAGCUAUGCAGGUUCUAAGCAUGCUUUAAAAGGAUUUUUCGAUAGCUUAAGGGUUGAGUUAAAUGAAUAAAAUAUUUAAAUUACUUAAAUUUAUCCAGGAUAUGUUUAAACCAACAUUUCUAAAAAUGCUUUAAUGGACAAACCAGGUUAAAGCUUGGGAAAAACUGAUGGUAAUAUUGCUUAAGGAUAGGAUGUUAAAAUAUUUUGUUAAGAAGUUGUAAAAUGUAUUUAUUGGAAAAUACAAGAUAAAGUUAUUACAUAAAAAUUUAUUCAUAAAUUGGGUGCUAAAUUAAGAUAUAUAAUACCUGAUUAUAUACACUAAUCUAUCUAUAAAAAUAUAAAACAAUAGAUAUAAGCAUUUAAUCAAUCUAAAUGAUUUAUUUUA
Molecule: messenger RNA, 873 nt
Organism: Ichthyophthirius multifiliis
Lineage: Eukaryota; Ciliophora; Oligohymenophorea; Hymenostomatida
Product: short-chain dehydrogenase reductase, putative
Exons: 1
Cellular component (GO): membrane
Molecular function (GO): oxidoreductase activity
Source: RefSeq, a predicted model, not a curated record